AUGCGAAGCCCAAGCAACCUCAAGGAAUUGCAACGUCUUUCAGGGAGAUUGGUCACCUUAUCCCGAUUCCUCCCACGUCUGGGCAACAAAAUCAGCCCAAUAACGAAACUCUUGCGGAAGGCUUCAGCCUUCUCGUGGGAUGAACCAUGCGAAGAAGCCUUCGCGGUGUUGAAAGCAACCCUGGCGACGCCGCCGAUCCUAACGAGACCUGAUCCUUCGAGCCCGCUCCUGGUAUACUUGGCUGUGUCCGACGAGGCGAUCAGUUCGGCCUUGGUGCAAGAAAAGGAAGACACCCAAGCUCCCCUAUACUUUGUCAACAGACUCCUGCAGGAUUCCGAGACCCGGUACCAGCUGAUAGAAAAAGUUUCACUCGGACUAGUCCACACUUCCCGACACCUACGACACUACUUCCAAAGCCACCGAGUAGUUGUACACACCGACUGCCUGAUCUCCAAAGUCUUAGGCAAGCCCGAACUCGCCGGGAGAAUGAUGACCUGGUCAGUCGAGCUCUCACAAUUCGACAUCACCUUUGAAUCGAGAGGGUCGAUCAAAGCCCAGUGCCUGGCGGACUUCAUAAACGAUCUACACCCGCACGACCACUUUGAGGAGCAAUGGUGGACCCUCCAUGUAGACGGUUCCUCAAACCGCCAGGGGAGCGGGGCAGGAGUAAUCUUAGAAGGACCGAAGGGGAUAACCUUAGAACAAUCCUUGCGCUUCCGGUUCAAAGCUUCGAACAAUCAAGCUGAAUAUGAAGCUUUGCUAGCCGGACUAAGGCUGGCCGAGGACAUGGGUGCAUCAAAGAUCAAGUGCCGAACUGAUUCCAAGGUGGUGGCCGAGCAAGUGGGUGGUAACUUCCAAGUAAAAGAUCACAUCAUGAUGAAGUACUACCACGCCUAUCAAAAGUUGAAGACGAGCUUUCAAGAGGUGUUGGUCGAGCACAUCCCUCGCGAGGACAAUACCCGAGCCGAUCAGUUGGCUAGGUUGGCCGCGACAAAGAAACCAGGCCAGUUAAGAACCAUUAUUCAGCAAGAGAUCGACCAACCUAGCGUCGAGUCAGAAAUGGUAGGAAGUGUCGAGGCCGACCACGCCGAUCCCAACGAUCCCUCAGACUGGCGAGCCGAGAUCAAAGCAUUCCUGACCAACGGAGUCACACCGGACGGCCUGACUGAGGCUAAACGGUUGAGAACUCAAGCUAGCAGAUAUGUCAUCAUCACCGGUCAAUUGUACAAACGUGGCUUCUCGACCCCGCUACUCAAGUGCCUAAAUCCUGCCGAGGCCGAUUACGUAAUGAGAGAAGUACACGAAGGCACUUACGAAAUGCAUUCAGGAGCAAGGACGACCGUUUCCAAACUUUUGCGCGCCAGGUACUACUGGCCGACCAUGAACACUGACUGCGGAGCCUUUGUGAAGAAAUGCCAACCAUGCCAGAAGCACAACAACUUAAUUCACCAGCCAGCCGAGCAGCUACACUGCAUUCCCCUAGCAUGGCCGUUCGCCACAUGGGGGGCCGACAUACUCGGACCUUUCCCAGUUGCCAAGGGGCAAUGCAAGUUCCUCAUCGUUGUCGUGGACCUUUUCACUAAAUGGAUUGAAGCCGAGCCCUUGGCAUCCAUUUCAACUCAUCAAGUCCAAAAAUUCAUAUGGAGGAAUAUCAUCACCCGGUUCGGCAUCCUGCAUACCCUGGUCACCGAUAAUGGCCUCCAAUUCACCGACCGAAAACUCAACGAGUUCCUAGCCGGCCUAGGAAUACAACACAAGGUCACAUCGGUCGAGCACCCACAAACGAACGGCCAGGCCGAGUCCGCCAACAAGGUCAUUCUGGCAGAGUUGAAGAAGAGGCUAGGAGAAGCAAAGGGAGCAUGGGCCGAGCAGUUGCCCGAGGUGCUUUGGGCCUACUGA
Molecule: messenger RNA, 1899 nt
Organism: Cajanus cajan (pigeon pea)
Lineage: Eukaryota; Viridiplantae; Streptophyta; Magnoliopsida; Fabales; Fabaceae
Source: RefSeq, a predicted model, not a curated record